Drosophila sulfurigaster albostrigata is the source of this 737-nucleotide messenger RNA. RefSeq names its product peptidoglycan-recognition protein SD (gene PGRP-SD). Gene Ontology annotation, biological process: peptidoglycan catabolic process. Gene Ontology annotation, molecular function: zinc ion binding; N-acetylmuramoyl-L-alanine amidase activity. The record is from RefSeq and is a predicted model, not a curated record. The coding region runs from base 36 to 608 and encodes 190 amino acids. The transcript has a single exon. Lineage: Eukaryota; Metazoa; Arthropoda; Insecta; Diptera; Drosophilidae.
GCUCGUUUCAGUUGUUUGCCAAGCAUCGCGUUGAAAUGAGCUCCUCUCUACACUUGAUAUUUGUUGUGGUUUUCGUUGCGUCAUUGAGAGCAGCUGUCAGUGGUGAGCUCUCGUUGGUUUCGCGCUCCCAAUGGCGAGCCAGAGCACCGGGUGAAAUGACAGCAAUGCAAUUGCCGCUGGGUCGAGCUGUGAUUGCGCAUACGGCAGGACGCGAGUGCAACGAUGACGAGAGCUGUGCGGAGCAGGUGCGUGGUAUACAGGCCUACCAGAUGGGUCGGCUGAAGUACUCGGAUAUUAGCUAUCACUAUCUGAUUGGUGGCAAUGCACGUGUCUACGAGGGACGCAGUCCCAGCCAACAGGGCGCCAUUGCUGCGGGCAACAAUGGCAACAGUCUGGCCAUCGCCUUCAUUGGCAACUUCGAUGAGCGAGCACCAUCUGAAACAGUUCUUGCUGCUGCGAAGUCGUUGCUGGAGCAUGCUGAGAGGGAGGGACAAUUGGCUGGGGAUUACAAGCUGUUGGGACAUCGCCAGGUGAGCGCCACCAAGAGUCCUGGCGAUGCGCUGUACGCACUGUUGGAGAAGUGGCCGCAUUUCGAUGCACUGAACUGAAAGGUGGAAGUGAAAAAGAUUUGGAGUUCGAUAAGAUUUCGACACGUAAAGACCUUUCCUUACACAUUUAUUGUAAAUAUAAUUAUGUAUAAUUUGUUGCUUGCUUAAAUACGAAUACUAAACUUUUAA